ACAUAAUGUUUUUUCCUUUUUAAUUAUUAUCCUCUGUGUCAAGAUGAACAUGAGUGCAGCACUUGUAUAUAUUGAUUCGACUUAUCAAUUACAACAUCAUAAAAUCAAAAAAUAAUAUUUUUGAGAAAUUAAAGUUAGUGACUGUAAGGUUAGUUAAAUGGAGAGGGAAAGAAUAGAAGAUGGAUUUACAACCACUGAUCCUUUGCUUCCUACUGGUGGAGAUACUCCGGCGCCGGCGCCGGCAACAGCCGCCGUCGUAUUCAGCACCUUGGUUGCUGUCUCCGGCUCCUUUGUUUUUGGUUCUGCUGUGGGAUUUUCUUCACCCGCCCAAAAUGGAAUAAUACAGGAACUUUUUCUCUCCAUGGCAGAGUACUCUGUAUUUGGUUCAAUAUGGACUAUCGGAGCGAUGAUAGGUGCUGUAAUGAGUGGGAAACUAGCGGAUCUUUUCGCCCGGAGAGGUGCAAUGGGCUUCUCAGAGCUGUUUUGUCUUUUGGGUUGGCUUGCAAUUAUUUUUGGCAAGAAUGCUUUGUGGCUUGACAUUGGGAGGUUGUUAAUGGGAUAUGGAGUUGGCAUUAUCUCUUACGUGGUACCUGUAUAUGUUGCAGAAAUAACGCCUAAGAAUCUCCGAGGCGCAUUCACAACUGUUAAUCAGCUAAUGAUAUGCCUUGGAGCAUCACUUAUGUAUGUAGUUGGAGUACUCAUCAACUGGCGCCUAUUGGCUACGAUUGGAGCUAUUCCCUGUAUAAUACAGCUUUUUGGCCUGUUUUUCAUACCGGAGUCUCCGAGAUGGCUGGCUAAGGCUGGUAAGUGGAAAGAGUGUGAAGCUUCUCUUCAACGCCUUAGGGGGAAGGAUGCUGAUAUAGCAGAAGAAGCUGCUGAAAUAAAAGAUUACACAGAAACACUUCAGAAAGUUUCUGAGGCUAAGAUAAUUGAUUUAUUCCAAAAGAUAUAUGCACAUUCUCUUAUCGUUGGAGUGGGCUUAAUGGUAUUGCAACAAUUUGGAGGGGUCAAUGCUAUUGCAUAUUAUGCAAGUUCUAUUUUUGAGUCAGCUGGUUUCUCCGGUAGGGUUGGAUCAAUUGCAAUGGUAAUUGUACAGAUCCCAAUGCAAGUGUUAGGAGUACUCUUGAUGGAUAAAUCAGGAAGACGUCCACUACUUAUGGUAUCUGCUGCUGGCACAUGCUUGGGUUGUUUCCUUGUAGGAUCGUCAUUCUUGCUUCAGGAUCUUCAACUUUGGAAGUCUAGCCCCUUUUUGGCACUUGUUGGAAUACUGGUCUUUACUGGAUCUUUCUCAUUAGGCAUGGGAGGCAUACCGUGGGUGAUUAUGUCAGAGAUAUUCCCCAUCAAUGUCAAAGGCUUAGCUGGAAGCCUAGUGACAGUAGUCAACUGGUUCGGUUCUUGGAUUGUCUCAUAUUCCUUCAACUUUCUUAUGCUAUGGAGCUCUGAAGGAACAUUCUUCAUAUUUUCAGUAGUAUGUGGUUUGACUGUUAUGUUUGUUGCAAAGCUGGUUCCGGAGACCAAAGGGCGCACCUUGGAAGAAAUACAAUCGUCGAUGAAUUCCUUUACGUGACCAUUGAAUUCUAUGUUCUUAGUGAUUCAAAGUCUUGCUCUAAUUUCUCUGUAUCCUGAAUCCUGGUAAUUUGUUCACAAGUACUAUUAGUGUUCAUGGAAGUAGUGCUUAAAAAUAUCAUUAGACAAA
Capsicum annuum is the source of this 1696-nucleotide messenger RNA. Its product is annotated as sugar transporter ERD6-like 5. The record is from RefSeq and is a predicted model, not a curated record. Gene Ontology annotation, molecular function: sugar transmembrane transporter activity. The coding region runs from base 158 to 1567 and encodes 469 amino acids. Gene Ontology annotation, biological process: transmembrane transport; carbohydrate transport. The transcript has 18 exons. NCBI's taxonomy places the organism in Eukaryota, Viridiplantae, Streptophyta, Magnoliopsida, Solanales, Solanaceae. Gene Ontology annotation, cellular component: membrane.